Molecule: messenger RNA, 1538 nt
Organism: Morus notabilis
Lineage: Eukaryota; Viridiplantae; Streptophyta; Magnoliopsida; Rosales; Moraceae
Product: UDP-glucose 4-epimerase GEPI48
Exons: 9
Coding region: 218-1264 (348 amino acids)
Biological process (GO): rRNA processing; galactose metabolic process
Cellular component (GO): cytosol
Molecular function (GO): UDP-glucose 4-epimerase activity; RNA binding
Source: RefSeq, a predicted model, not a curated record
AUUUAUUAAUUUUAUUAUAUUUACCGAUAAAUUAUUCUUCGUUCUUUCCGUUCCAACGAAAAACAGAAUUGUGACAGCGAUUCGUCCCGGCUAUAAAUACCUCCCUCCCUCGCAUAUAUUUAUUCGUAAUCCCGUUGCGAUCCGAAAAUCAAGUUCAAGUCUCAAGAGAAAAUUGCUCGCUGAACUGGUAUUGGAAUUUGCUCGUCAAGGUUCGUUAAUGGCGAAAAGCGUUCUGGUCACCGGCGGAGCCGGUUACAUCGGCAGCCACACCGUGCUCCAGCUCCUCCUCGGCGGUUUCAAGGCCGUCGUCGUCGACAAUCUCGACAACGCCUCCGAACCCUCCAUUCACCGCGUCAAAGAACUCGCCGCUGAUUUCGGCCAUAACCUUUCCUUUCACAAGGUAGACCUCCGCGACAAACCGGCGCUUGAGAAAAUCUUCUCUGAAACACAAUUUGAUGCGGUCAUACACUUUGCUGGACUGAAAGCAGUGGCUGAAAGUGUUCAGAAACCACUAACGUACUAUAACAACAAUUUGAUUGGAACAAUUACUCUGUUGGAAAUCAUGGCUGCACAUGGAUGCAAAAAGCUUGUCUUCUCGUCAUCAGCUACUGUCUAUGGUUGCCCAAAGGAAGUUCCUUGUACAGAAGAGUCCGCCCUCCAAGCAGUCAAUCCGUAUGGACGUACUAAGCUUUUUAUUGAAGAAAUCUGCCGUGACAUUUACCAGUCAGACCCAGAAUGGAAAAUUAUAUUGCUCCGAUACUUCAAUCCUGUUGGAGCACACCCUAGUGGAUAUAUUGGGGAGGACCCUCGUGGAAUUCCAAACAAUCUGAUGCCAUUUGUGCAACAAGUUGCUGUUGGCAGGCGUCCAGCCUUGACAGUGUUUGGAAAUGAUUACUCUACAAAAGACGGAACUGGGGUUCGUGACUACAUUCAUGUGGUUGAUUUAGCUGAUGGACACAUUGCUGCAUUGCAGAAACUUGAAGAUGCUAAGAUAGGUUGCGAGGUGUACAACUUGGGAACUGGAAAAGGAACAUCGGUGUUGGAGAUGGUUGCAGCAUUUGAAAAGGCUUAUGGAAAGAAAAUUCCUCUAGUGAUAGCUGGGCGAAGACCUGGUGAUGUCGAAAUUCUCUUUGCAUCAACAGAGAAGGCAGAAAGGGAAUUGAACUGGAAGGCAAGAUACGGCAUCGAUGAGAUGUGCCAGGAUCAAUGGAAGUGGGCUAGCAAAAACCCCUACGGUUAUGGAUCUCUGGACUCGGACAACUGAAAGCUGAUACUUGUAACAAUAUAUGCAUUUAACUUUCGGUAACCUCUGGACUCGGACAACUGAAAGCUGAUACUUGUAACAAUGUAUGCAUUUAACUUUCGGUUCAAGUUAGUAGUGGUCAUUCGUCGCCCGCGGUGUCUAGCUUUGGCCAUUGUAUGAAUAUUAGUAAUAACCCUCAGCUUUUGUUGGCAUACCUUCAAGCUGAUAACCAUUGAGGUGUAACCAUUAUAGAUUAAUUUAUAGUAAAUGAAAAGGGUCCAUUUCUUUUGAUCUA